Astyanax mexicanus (Mexican tetra) is the source of this 895-nucleotide messenger RNA. Its product is annotated as phosphatidylinositol 3,4,5-trisphosphate 3-phosphatase TPTE2-like. The coding region runs from base 1 to 438 and encodes 145 amino acids. Gene Ontology annotation, cellular component: cytosol. The transcript has 7 exons. Gene Ontology annotation, molecular function: phosphatidylinositol-3,4,5-trisphosphate 3-phosphatase activity. The record is from RefSeq and is a predicted model, not a curated record. NCBI's taxonomy places the organism in Eukaryota, Metazoa, Chordata, Actinopteri, Characiformes, Acestrorhamphidae. Gene Ontology annotation, biological process: dephosphorylation.
AUGGGAGACGGAAAGGUAUCUGAGAACAAAAGGCGUGCCAUCCACUGCAAAGGAGGCAAAGGUGUGGGAAAGGGCAAUGGCAGUGAUCUGAAGGUGCGGAUCAUAGUGAAAAGAGAGCAGGUGUUCCAGUGUGUCUGUGCCACGCAGACGAACUGUAGGCUGUUCCCAGAUACUGAAAACAAUGCCGUGGUGAUCAGCUUUCAGGAAGGGCCAGUGGUUUGUGGUGAUGUUAAGGUCAUGUUUGAAUCCAGGGCUGGUCUUCCAAAGGGGUAUGAGGACUAUCCUUUCUAUUUCUGGUUCAACACUUCAUUUGUGGAGAACAACAGGCUCUAUCUGUCAAGGGAGGAACUGGACAACCCACGUAAGUCCAAAACCUGGGACAUCUACAAGGAGGACUUUGGUGUGACCGUGUCUUUCAGUGACCCUGCACUUAUGUAGCAGACGACACUUGCUUGUGUAUCUCAACUAAAACCCUUAAGCCCUGCACAAGGUCUAAAUCUUUGCUCUAAUGUAGGUUUUCACACACUUAUAAAAGGUGAGUGAUGUUUAGGGAUUGGAUUCGGGCAUAUUGUGCCCCUAAAGCUAUAGCUAUAGCUAUAUAACCUCAACUUUAUGUCCAUCCCCCAUCUUCACUGUAAGAGCUUUUUACUCAGCCGUGCAUACAUCACAAUAUUAUGCAUUUGUUUGUCAAAUGUUUUUUUGUCUUUAAAUGAAGACAAAUGUUUGUGUCAGUUUAGCAUAUUAUGCUUCCAAAAUGUAAAUCUUACUCUUUAAGCUUGAGUGUACAUCAAAUAAAGCAAUCGAGGCUGCCACUGUGAAAUGGUCAAUGGUUAUGUGUGCAGAAACAUUUUUUUGUAGUACACAUGUAUUGAAAUAAAUACUAAUGUCUCUGUAA